GCCUUUUGCCCCGAAAGAGCAGGAAAAGCCGGAAGGUAUCCGCGCAUGCGCCUCGGAGCCGCCGCCGCCGCCCCCUGCUCGCCUCACGCCAGGCUUGGUCUACAGGCGACGGCGGGAUGGGGCCUGGAGCGGGGCCGCCGUGACGCCGGAGGGGAGCAGACGGGACCCCCGCCUCCGCCUCUUCAGGCAUGAUGGACAGGUAACAGGAUCUUCUUUUACUGUGCCGCAAGAGAACAAGAAUGACGGAGUGCUUUCUGCCUCCGACCAGCAGCCCAAGUGAGCACCGCAGGGUGGAGCAUGGCAGGAGUCUUGCCCGGACCCCAAGCUCUGAAGAGAUCAGCCCAACCAAAUUUCCUGGCUUAUACCGAACUGGCGAACCUUCACCACCUCAUGACAACUUGCAUGAACCUCCAGAUAUAGUGUCUGAUGAUGAAAAGGAACAUGGGAAGAAGAAAGGAAAGUUUAAAAAGAAGGAAAAAAGAACGGAAGGCUAUGCAGCUUUCCAAGAAGACAGUUCUGGAGAUGAAGCCGAAAGUCCCUCCAAGUUGAAGCGCUCCAAAGGGAUUCAUGUUUUCAAGAAGCCAAGUUUCUCCAAAAAAAAGGAAAAAGAUUUUAAAAUUAAAGAAAAACCAAAAGAUGAAAAGCAUAAAGAAGAAAAGCACAAGGAGGAAAAGCACAAAGAGAAGAAAUCAAAAGAUUUAACAGCUGCAGAUGUUGUCAAACAGUGGAAAGAGAAGAAGAAAAAGAAGAAGCCAACUCAAGAGACGGAUGUCCAACCAGUGGAUAUUCCCAGCUAUCAACCUGUGUUUGGAAUCCCUUUGGCAGAUGCCGCUGAAAGGACCAUGCUGUAUGAUGGGAUUCGUCUGCCUGCAGUUUUUCGGGAGUGUAUUGAUUACGUAGAGAAAUAUGGCAUGAAAUGUGAAGGCAUCUACAGAGUUUCAGGCAUUAAAUCCAAGGUGGAUGAACUAAAAGCAGCAUAUGACCGAGAGGAAUCCCCCAACCUAGAGGAGUAUGAGCCCAACACUGUUGCCAGCUUGUUGAAGCAAUAUCUGCGUGAACUGCCUGAAAACCUGCUUACCAAAGAGCUGAUGCCUCGCUUUGAAGACGCCUGCGGGAAGAGUUCGGAGGCUGAGAAGCUGCAGGAAUGCCAGCGUCUCCUGAAAGAACUACCAGAGUGCAACUUUCUCCUGAUCUCCUGGCUGGUUGUGCACAUGGACCAUGUCAUUGCAAAGGAGCUGGAAACAAAAAUGAAUAUCCAGAAUAUUUCCAUCGUACUCAGUCCAACUGUUCAGAUCAGCAACCGUGUCUUGUACAUGUUUUUCACUCAUGUCCAAGAAUUCUUUGGAAAUGCGGUUCUGAAACCAGUGACAAAACCACUUCGCUGGUCUAACAUGGCUACAAUGCCAGCUUUGCCAGAAACACCAGAAAACAUCAAAGAAGAAAUUAGAAGACAGGAGUUCCUUUUGAAUUGUUUGCACCGAGACCUUCAGGUGGGGAUCAAAGAUUUAUCCAAAGAAGAGAGAUUGUGGGAAGUGCAGAGAAUUUUGACUGCUCUUAAAAGGAAACUAAGAGAAGCUAAAAGACAAGAGUGUGAAACAAAGAUUGCACGAGAGAUUGCCAGCCUUUCAAAGGAAGAUGUUUCCAAAGAAGAAAUGAAUGAAAAUGAAGAAGUUAUUAAUAUUCUUCUCACUCAGGAGAAUGAGAUUUUGACAGAGCAAGAAGAAUUGUUGGCGAUGGAACAGUUUUUGCGCCGCCAAAUUGCCACUGAGAAGGAAGAGAUCGACCGUCUUAGAGCAGAAAUAGCAGAAAUGCAAAGUCGCCAGCACGGUCGAAGUGAAACUGAAGAAUAUUCUUCUGAGAGUGAAAGUGAGAGUGAAGAUGAGGAGGAGCUACAGAUAAUCCUGGAAGAUUUGCAAAGGCAGAAUGAAGAACUGGAGAUCAAAAACAACCAUCUGAACCAAGCGAUUCAUGAGGAGCGAGAGGCCAUCAUUGAAUUGCGAGUGCAGCUUCGGCUCCUGCAGAUGCAGCGAGCCAAAUCGGAGCAGCAGGUGCAGGAAGAAGAGGAGCUUGAGAAGCGGGGGAGCGUGUCUCAGCCGCUGCCGCCACAGCAGCCCAGGGAUACUGUCCCGGAGACAAAGGCAGCAGCCAAAGAGCAGCCAAAGGCAGCCAAGGAGCCCGUGAAGCCAUCGCCAAGCAAGGACAGAAAGGAAACACCAAUUUGAUUGGGUUCCUAAGGUAUUCAGGAUACCACCUGGACAAAGCCAGGACUGUGCAGCUUACUGUAAAUCUGAGGCUUUGUAUAUUCUGUAAAUAUAUUUUGUCUUUUACAGCCAGGGGACAUUUUGUCUCCUUGUGGCUUCUGCCUUUCAGGCUCAGGUUCCUUGGAAAGACGAAGCAAACUGAGACGGGACAGGAGCGUGCGUGUGCAGCAUAGCAGUUACUUAGCCAUGUCAGACACUCUUCAGGUCACCUUCAAUGAUUUAGCAGUGCUAGUUACUCACUCUGGAGCAGUUGUGGAAAUUCUCUCAGGCAUUAUCUGCUCAGGGCUGCUUCACACAUGUUUUUUCACUGUGCAGAUUCGAGGGAAAGGGCAUUCCCAGCCUUGUAGUUAGCAGCCGUUGGCAACUAGGAACUACAAGGUGAGUGAAUGACCUUGACAGGGAGGUAGGAUAGAUGGAGCAAGCACUUUGUCGUUCCUCUACCAUUGUGUCCAUGGUAGCAAUGUAGGAUGGACAGCCUUUUUCUCCCAAGCCCAGUGUAAAAGGCAGGCAGGCCAAUGGAAGGGCGGGUCGCUCCUUUCUCUGCCUGUUGACGUCAUGGAGGGCUUUUGGAAAAAAUAUCCCACUAGGAGGUUAGUAGUCAGCAUUUUUAUGCUGGCAACAUAAAACAAAGGUUUCUCCCAAUUUAAUGUGGAAUGCAAGUUACUAGGCCCUUAGCAGCCUAACCGCUUUUGUAGACUACCCUACAAAGUUGUGUAUAUCCAUUAUAUGCAGACUGUGCUACUGUGCAGUUUUUUGGUGAGCACCCUUAAGGGGCUAUACGUGCAGCAUCAGAAUCCGAAUGUAUGUACCUAUGAUUUGUCAUGGUCAUCCUUUCUCUUGUAGAGGUAAAAUGUGUGUAGUAGUUAGUGGCUAAGAAUUGGGCGCUCCUAUCCAUAACUAUAUUGCCUGCUUUGGGAAUUUCUUUGCUCCUUUUUCUAGCUAUUUCCGCUUUUAUUCACCCUUGCUUGUGCCUUUUGGUAACAGAGGAGCUUUAUAAAAUAGAUUUAUCAUGAGCAUUAAAUGUGUCCUAAGCUGUUGGACAGGAUGGUUCUUCAAGUGCAAAACAUGUUCUCUUUCCCAUUUGGCAUUUUUAAAGCUCUAUGAAAUAACAUGUAAAAUUAAGGUAGAGCAGUUGUCAAGUGUAUCCCUGCAAAUGAAAGUUGUCCACAAAUCUCUGGUGAACCUUGGCAAUGCACUUAAUUAUCAGAUUCACCGGAGUGUCAAUAAAUUAGCCACGAGACUAUAAGCACUAUAUAAGUACAUAGCAGAUGGUCCUCUUAAUGUGUUUCAUUUAUUUUUUAAAAAGUAACUCCUCCAUUAGUUAAACAUCCUUGGGUAAUACUUUAGUGACUGUCCUCCAAAACCUAUGAUGAACAAGACCUUAGAGGGCAACCAAGCUUGGGAGGGGUUGGAAACUAUCUUUUUUGUGCUGUUUUGAAGGUGCGAGUACUUCUAGUGUCCAGAAGAAAAGCAAAACUCCAGCUUCCCAUCCUGUAUGGGAGCUGAAAUAACUUGUGGGAAUUCAUAACUUGUCACUACAGCACGUUCUUCUGAGGAACAUUUAAAUCCUAGGAGAGCACCUCAGAAUUGCCCAGAAGUUUUCCUGUGCUUUCUCGCAUUCAGGGAUGCCUAAGAGGUACCAUAUGGGGAAAGGAAUGGUCAACCGCAGUCAUUUGAUGCUUUUGAGGACCUGUGUGCUGUGGCAAAGUGUGGCUGCUGGGACAAGCCCUCACCCCAAGCUAUGGAGUAACAUGGUGGCUUGCCUUGCUGUCUAGGAGGCAGAGGUGACAAUGAACCAUUGUGACCAUUUUUCUGAAUUUCUGGAUGAUUGCGUCUGACCUGGAGGCCCAUGAUGGAAUGCUUAUGGACACAAAAUGUUGACCAUGAGCACGUAAUAUAGAUUUCUGUAUACAACAGUCUAUUCAGACAAUCUCAAAAAACGGCCAAGGAUUCCUGAGCAGGUUUCAGCUACCUUGUCCUUACAUUUGCCAUUUUUGUUUUUCAGAGACAAAGAUUUUUACAUACUUAACUGUCACAGAAAUAGUUAUCUCAGUAAUAAUGAACAGAAUUCCACAGGUGCUUAAAGCUUAUUUAGUUUCUAGCCUGUAUAUUUAUUUGUUGUUGGCGUUAUUUUCUUUGCCUAUUGCACUGGGGGAAAUCAUGGGCCGUGAUUUAAUUUUUGUACAAAUAAUGCUUUGAGAUGUCACCGAGAACAGCCUAUUGCUUUGUCUUAAAUCUUGAAGAAAAAAAUUAUGGAGAUGGUCAGACACUUGUAUUCAUGAAGCAUUUUCUUGGCCUGUUACAUAGAUUUUAUAUAUUCUGGCAGUAUUAAAACCUUUUGUUUUAAAUUCACACUAAUUUCUAUUAAAUUGUUAAACAUUUAUGUAAUCAAUGUUCAUCAAGCAAGUUACUUGCUGUCAGUUAACUUUUGUUUUGUCAAGACCAUGUUAAUCAAGUAAAUAAAUUCAACAGCA
This is a messenger RNA of Anolis carolinensis (green anole), 4735 nucleotides long. RefSeq names its product ralA binding protein 1 (gene ralbp1). Gene Ontology annotation, biological process: small GTPase-mediated signal transduction; endocytosis; positive regulation of GTPase activity. Gene Ontology annotation, cellular component: membrane. NCBI's taxonomy places the organism in Eukaryota, Metazoa, Chordata, Lepidosauria, Squamata, Anolidae. Gene Ontology annotation, molecular function: small GTPase binding; GTPase activator activity. The record is from RefSeq and is a predicted model, not a curated record. The transcript is spliced from 10 exons. Bases 240 to 2222 code for a protein of 660 amino acids.